Molecule: messenger RNA, 1008 nt
Organism: Linum tenue
Lineage: Eukaryota; Viridiplantae; Streptophyta; Magnoliopsida; Malpighiales; Linaceae
Source: the annotation of a GenBank genome assembly
AUGAUUAUACAGUACAGCUAGACCAAUCAAGUUUUCAUUGGUCACCACUCACCAGUCACCACAAAAAUAGAAGUGAGCUAAUGGGCCCAAGUUGGGGGAGGCUUUUAUCAUGGACCAUGGAGCCCGCCCAGCCCGGCACCGCAGCCCAAGCCUCAAAUGCUUCGCCCGCUAAACCUGAUUUGACCACUGCGUUUCGCUCCCUCAUGGACCCCGUCUUUCCGAAACUCAGCGUCGAGAGAGAGAGACAGCAGACUCCAUCGGCGACCAGCAUGGAACCGGAGGAGGUGACUUCGUCGGCGGCGAGGCGGCGUCUGUCCUGUACCAAGCACUUUGACGCCCUCUGGUUCUGCUAUUCCCCAGUUCAUCAGAUGCAGCAGUAUUAUCGGCUUGGAGUGCUCGACAAUUGCUCGGGGAAAUGGAGCGCCCUCUAUGACUGCUUGACUCUCAAGACCAAGAGGUCUUCCGAAAUCGAGGCUAUUCUUGAUACCCGCGAGAAAGCCAAAACUCAUAUCUGGACUUUCCGGAGCAAGGAGGAAGCAUCAGCCUACUGGACAGAGCAAUACGGGGAUAUGGAUGAAGUUGAAUGAAAGUUGCUCUUUUUGUUGUUGGUUUUUUCCCUGCCAGAUGUAGGGACCCAGGAACGAUUUCUGCCUUCUCGGCUGAUGGUCUCUCUGUGCUACUGCUAGUAGAUUGAGUCCUGAUGUCUGCUGUCCUGGUACGAAGUCCUGAUCAAAACCUCGAGUUGAUUGGCGCGUAGGUGACAUGUCUUUUUUUGGUCUAAUCAGCUGGUUUAAUCCAGUUAAGUAUACGAUAAAGCGAUGCUAUUCUUUUAGCAUGUAUCGUGAAUGCAUAAAUCGAUAUUUGGUCGAUCACAGUAAGUUGCGUCGUUGGUAAUUAGGAUUUGACGAGUUAUGCUCACAAUUGUGCCAUUCAAACUGGAAAGCUACUUGAGAACAUUCUGCUCUUGCCCAUUAUGUUAAAAUCUCAAAUAAAAUCACCAUAUAUGAC